AUGGAUCUAUUCAACAAGAAGUUAUGCUGGAUGAUGGCCUUGAUGUUGCAUUGGCCUAUGUUACUGGCAGCGAUGGACGUUUGGGAUGCACCCCACUUUGCUUCAACCAUUCCGGCAAACUCGGCAGAAUCGUGGUCCCAUCUGGCAGAACCUCGGGAUCUGCCACUCAAUCAACACGGCGACUCCUUAAUCGACAAAAAAUAUACGACCACUUCUGGGCAAGACCAUCCAGAUGUCUUCAACACGCGCGAUGGAUCAAUGGAUAAUCGGUGGAGCGCAGACGAGAAUCGCGAACAGCGUUCAAUAUUCCAGGAGGAAGGAGAAGAAAUCCAGUCCCACGAAUUCCUUUCAGGUUCGCCGAUAGCAUCUCCAUGGCGUGACACCGAUUUGUCAAAUCUUCCUCCAUCGGACGCCCAUAAGAACAUGUUUGGAGAAUGGACAGGGCUCGAAGACCUAUUCGGGAGCGGCGAAAAAUCAUCACGAGAACACCAACAUGAACAUGAACAUGCUCACCAUCGCGAUUUGUCACAGGACGACGUAUUCAAUGAACUGACCAACCUAGUCCCGAUACCAGCUUUGGAGGAAUUACAUCACUACCUUCUAUCAAGUCCUCACACGUCGUCUUCGUCUCCAGCAAGGUCUUAUCAUGAUUUCGCCACGAUUGGAUCGCCAGGUCUAGACACUACAUUGUAUAAAGAUACAAAUUCAAUGUCCCAUCUGGAUUCUUUUGUUCCCCCGUCAUUCUCCGAGCACACCCCUAGUGGAGCUCUACACAAUGAAGACUUUCAGAUGAAUAGCCUUCACGAAAGUAACCCUGAGAGUAGCAGUGACUCGCAAGCGCAGGUCAUGGAAGCCUUAUCACAACAUGAUCACAUUCAAAAACCUCCGGCCUUCUCGAAUAUCCCUUCAACUCAGUCCUCGCAAUCAUCAUCAGACUAUCGCUUCCUCGACGAAAUUCUGAUUGGCUCUCCAGAACGCCAUGUAGGUCAUGACCUAGGCGUAAGUGACAGUGACACCUUGGCCUCCCCCGAGUCUCAAACCUUCCACGGAGAACGUAUAUCAAUUCCACAUGAUAUUUCAUCACAGCCGCAUCCCCUGUCCCCUAGUUCUCCAGUCUCACAUGGACUUGAGAGUUUUGAAAAGUAUCUCGAGCAUCUCACCCAUGGCACAUCUCACAACAUCAAGCCCUUGUCACCUAUUUCAGAGACCAAACGAGGGUCAGCCAGGUCUUUAGAAUCCUCCCGAGAAUCUUCAAUCCCACUCGACUCAACUCUCCGCGAGCUCGAUUCAAUACCGCCCUUGGACGACUUGCCAAACUUUGGAGAAUUAUCUACGGAUCUUCAUACGCACUUUCCAGCUAUGUCUGAAGAACAUAGCGCCUGGUCAGAAAGGACCCCGAGUGCCUCUCUCGAAACUGAAUCACGGAAGAAUUCCAAAGACGCGAGUGACGUCGAGAACUCAGAUGGUACCGCAAGCUCGAAACUCGUUGAAUGGAAAAACAAUAAAAUGGAAAUAGAUCGGGCUGAUUCAGAAAUUCCUUCCGAAUUUCUACUUGGACUCAUGUCGAGAAUACCUAAAACUGACGUUGUUCUUGUGAGGAGUCUAGAUGAAAAGGAUUUGAACCAAGACAUGCACAUCACGACCUCUCACAACAAAAAGCUACCUAUUCAAGAUAUAUUAGAAAGCUCUUCAAGAUCAGGACAGCUCAAGCGCCCUAGUCAAACUGAUCAACUCGAUUCUCAACCUUCCAAGCAAAAAACUCGUCAUGAUCCUUUCUCAUUUGAUGACCAUGACAGAUCCAUCAGUCAAGUACGAGGAUUUUCAACAUCCCCAGCUACCGAAAUUCAUACUACGGACUCAUCCACUCUUCCAAGCCCGUGGACCUCCUUGGUAGCAAAUAAACCCAGGCCUACUGUUGGAUGGCGCUCUGGGUUAAAUUUUGGCUUCGAAAAACCGCGUGAACAUGAAACUGUAUCCAAAAAUUUUGACUCAACGCACUCCAAAGAUAUGGAUAUCGAAACGUAUCACGCAAGAACCUGGCCUGAUGAAAAAUUGAACGAGAAGACAUCAAUGUAUUCAGAAAGGAUACCUAGAUUUCCCAAAUCUCUUCGCUCGACAAACACAUUACCUCAAGCAAAAGUCAAGUUGAACUUUGUCAAUCAUCAUUCAAUCUCACCUCGCGAUAUAAUUGAUAAAUUCCAACCUGAAAUUCUAGAAUUCAUGGAAUCAAUAUCCAUUCAGGCACCUGACCCGCUUCAAACGAAACAUGUGACCGACAAUAUGGAAAAACUUUGGGAUAAUUACUUGGAGAUGAUCGCCAGUUGUUCUAAAAUGAUUUCUUCAAAGCGUAUAUCUACAGAUUUGGAACAAGAUCUUGAAGAUGCUCAUCAUUGGAUUGCGGAACAGUGGAAAAACAUUCCAGGGAUCAAAUUAGAUUGGUACCCUCUUCGGGAUAGGGCUCAACCAGUCGGAAAAGUCCACGACGAAUAUGCCUUCGUUGAGAAAUUUUCUGUUGCAGCUUCAACUUCCAUACACGAAGGUACCGUCUUCUGGCUCUCUCAUCCAAUGUAUAGGCCAACACGGGAACACGUCGCCACCGUUUACGUGAUGCGAUUCAUGAGUGAGAAACGGAAGAACUGGCUCCAAAUUCUGAAGCCUAAGAAAGCUGAAACAUUAGGGGUCAAAACGUUGUUAACUAAAAUGAAAAACAUCAAACCAUUGAGGUACCCAAGUACUGAUAUUAGAGCGCGAAAGCCGCGCGUACGGAAGCCAAAGGGUGAACCUCUUGAGAUUACCAAUUAG
Molecule: messenger RNA, 2802 nt
Organism: Melampsora larici-populina 98AG31
Lineage: Eukaryota; Fungi; Basidiomycota; Pucciniomycetes; Pucciniales; Melampsoraceae
Exons: 4
Coding region: 1-2802 (933 amino acids)
Source: RefSeq, a predicted model, not a curated record